Messenger RNA from Ctenopharyngodon idella (grass carp), 1645 nucleotides. It is a transcript of the gene cnfn, whose product is annotated as cornifelin. Gene Ontology annotation, cellular component: cornified envelope. The coding region runs from base 340 to 678 and encodes 112 amino acids. The transcript is spliced from 4 exons. Lineage: Eukaryota; Metazoa; Chordata; Actinopteri; Cypriniformes; Xenocyprididae. The record is from RefSeq and is a predicted model, not a curated record.
CUGAAGCCAAUUACCUAUCUGUCAAAAGGGCCAAUGUACAUAUAUUCACGAGGUACAAAAACAAUGUUCUCUUCUAAAUGUUUUAUUGAUUGUAGAUAACAUAUACUGUCUUGAUGGAAGGGUGUGGAGACCUGAAAUAGUGUAAAACUCCUCGCCCCCAAAUCAAACACUUCACCCUUUAGUUUACAGGUCACAUAAACCACUCACCACUGGUAACAGUUUCUCCUCCCCUAUGUCAUGUUGAGGUGAUUUCCAACUUCACUGAGAUCUAUCAGACAUUGAACAUCAUUCCCUGAGAAAGUAAGACACAUACCAGGAAGCCACUCUAAAGAAAAAGCGAUGUCAUAUCAAACAGAGCCAAUGACUUCCCAGCCACAAAUGACUGUAACCAGCUACACUGUCUCUCACUGGAGCUCUGAUGUCUGUGACUGUUGUGAGGACUGCGGCAUUUGUCUGUGUGGGGCAUUUAUUCCUUGCAUCUUGGGUUGUAAGGUGGCACAGGAUAAUGGUGACAGCUGCUGUUUGCCCUUCCUACCUGGAGCUAUGAUUGCAUUGAGAACCAGCAUCCGUGACAAAUAUCGUAUUAAUGGCUCUGUCUGUGAUGACUGGGUGAUUAUGACCUGCUGUCCUUUCUGUGGACUCUGUCAGAUGGCUCGAGAACAGAAGGCGAGAGGCUAAUUCAAAAAGAAUUAAGGGAAGAGAGUUGCCAAAUGCCUGGAUUCUUAUUAUUAUUCUUUUAUAAUAUUCCAAACUAUAUCAGUGAUUUAAAUGAUCCUUACAUGAGAAUUUACAUUAUGAAUCAAUCCUUAAUUAAAUUAUUAUAUUUGUUUAAAGAAAGUAUUCAAGAUUUCUCUGCAUAAUCUAAGUAACUGGAUCAGGCAUUGUGUCCCAUUGUCUGAUAUUCUUUGUUCUGGCUUGAAACCGUUUUGGUUCCUCUUUCUAUUCCUGUGAAAACAAUAUCCUGUUUAAAAGAGAGAGAACGGCUAUGAUAGUUUUGCAAAAUUAUCCGGAGCAAUUUCAUUAAGGUAAGGUACUGUAUUACAUUUCUCUUUAUAUCUAGAAAAUGUUCAUAUGAUAAAUAGUCAACAUAAUGAAAUUAAUUAUGAGAUCUUGGCUUAUUAGGAUUGCACACUGGUUUUGAACUAUUCAUCCUGUUUAACAUAUAGAGAGCCAUUUAUUCACAUAAUGUUACAUAGCUCUCUGUCUACUUCCCCAUGACAAGAUUUAUGCCUUUGUAUGCACGUUAACAUCAUAUCGUGAGCAAAUGGAGCAUGUGAAAAAAAAAAAGAGAAAUUUGUUAAGCAGAAUGUGUCAUGCAUUUACAUGUAAACUUACAAAGUUUUUAAUUUAAUAUGGUUUUGUUGUUUCAAUCCAUUAUUGUUUAAUUAUUUACAAUUUUAAGGAAGUUGAUGUAAAUAGAACAAAAGGGGGGGGGGGAAAAGAGUCUGAGAAGUGGGAAAUUGUCAAUUGAGACGGGUUAUGUGAGAGCAUUAGAGAAGUUUGUUUACUCCUAAUGUGAAAGUACACCUAAUGUUUUUGUAUCUACCUUUUUAGCACCUGUAUUCAUACAUUAGAUAUACUUCCAUAACCUUUGAAGUCAUGUUAUUAAUCUGAUAAUAAAUAAAAUAAACAUAACAUGUCCAUA